CAGAAAACGCAAAAAUUAAGGAAGAUGGUGGUGGGUUUUAGUUUGCAGCCUGUAUUAGACUUGUUGGUUGCUGGGAUUUCUUUGGUUAUUGGGAUGGGGAUUUUCGCCUUCAUUGCUUCCAUUCUGUGCUCUGCUGCUUUCUUGCACAAUGCCAGGCUCGCCCAUUAAUCCCACCCACCGUCGAACUCAAGGAAGGGGUGGUUCAGGGAAAAGAAAAGGCAUAUCUUGGUGGGUAAGGAUCAUCUCCGGCUGGGGUCCAACUGGAUUGAAAUUUAAUAAGUGGAAUCGUGGGUUGUUGUUGGCUAGAAGAUUAUUGAGAAGAGUUAAAAAAAAAAAAAAGAUCCGUUUGGAGGAUUAUGAACACAAUAAGAAUGUUAUUAGUUCUUGUUAACUGCUAUACGGAUAAAGAAAAAAUAGUUCUUAUUAAGUGAUCAAUUGGCAAAUUGACUUCAAAAAGAUGUUAGAAGUUCUUUAAACCUUUAAAUUGGGUAGUAGAUUUUCAUUUGGUCUAAGAAUGUUUUGUACUACUUAGAUUACUUCUCUGUUUAGCUGUUUUUUUACAGGCCCUCUUGUAUAAAUUAGAUUAUCACUGUGAUAUGUUGAGUGCACUCUAAUUCAAAUUACGGUUGAGUGUCCAUAAAACCUAAAUAUAAAUAUUCUUUCUGUUUUAAAAGCUAUAAGAUCGAUGUUAGGAGAAUCCAAAUUUAUGAUUUUCAGUAUGUUGGUUGUAAAUAGGUUUACUUGAAAUUGAUUUGCACUGACUUCAUGAUCAGCAGAGCAGACUCUACAUUUAUUCAGUAGGCCUGCCUUUGAGGCUGCUCCGUUGAUGUUUCUUUUCUAUUUGUUCUUGCAAUGUUGUAGCUAUGUGCCAUGCUGUAAAUCAUUGCGAAAAGCUGUGAUCAGUCACUGGUAUGCUUGAUAUAUGAUUUCUGACUGUUCUACUGGGAAUAUGUAUUCCACCAAAGAGUUGAAGUCAAACUGGAAUGUAAUUUCUUCAUUUGAUGAUUACUUCCUUCCGAUUUUUACCUAUUUUAACUGUCAUGAUAUG
Juglans regia (Persian walnut) is the source of this 1048-nucleotide messenger RNA. RefSeq lists its product as uncharacterized. Lineage: Eukaryota; Viridiplantae; Streptophyta; Magnoliopsida; Fagales; Juglandaceae. Bases 25 to 168 code for a protein of 47 amino acids. The record is from RefSeq and is a predicted model, not a curated record. The transcript has 2 exons.